Protopolystoma xenopodis is the source of this 267-nucleotide messenger RNA. Lineage: Eukaryota; Metazoa; Platyhelminthes; Monogenea; Polystomatidea; Polystomatidae. The record is from the annotation of a GenBank genome assembly.
UCGAACCCUCCGAGAGAGUAUGAUCGGGAUGGGCUUCUCACCGCCGCUGCUUGUGUUCUGCAGAGAGGCGCCGUCGCGGUCGCAAUGUAUCCUUCUUCAAGCCUUUCUCCUCCGACUCGAGUAGAGGAUGUGCCCACACACACACACAUACACACAGACAGACACACCAACUCAGAUUCACACACUCACACACACGGUGGCUUUUCUGAGUCCGUCCUAGCCCGCACAAUAUGCCCGAGGCUGAGCCGAUCUGGAGUCUCUCCAUGA